Messenger RNA from Mus caroli (Ryukyu mouse), 336 nucleotides. NCBI's taxonomy places the organism in Eukaryota, Metazoa, Chordata, Mammalia, Rodentia, Muridae. The record is from RefSeq and is a predicted model, not a curated record.
AUGUCCUACACCCCGGGCCAGCCUGUCACCACUGUAGUGCAAAGAGUUGAAAUUCAUAAUUUGCGUCAAGGUGAGAACUUAAUCUUGGGCUUCAGUAUUGGAGGUGGGAUCGACCAGGACCCGUCUCAGAAUCCCUUCUCGGAAGAUAAAACAGACAAGGGCAUUUACGUCACACAAGUAUCAGAGGGAGGUCCUGCUGAAAUUACUGGGCUGCAGAUUGGAGACAAGAUCAUGCAGGUGAACGGCUGGGACAUGACCAUGGUCACUCACGACCAGGCUCGGAAGCAGCUCACCAAGCACUCGGAGGAGGUGGUCCGCCUGCUGGUGACUCGGUAG